AUGGCACGAGGUGUCGGCUGGGCGAACGGGGAGAGGCAGAUGCCCGCGUACGGAUUCAUGCUCGACAAUACAUGUGUAUUUCACGGAGAGGAGGUAUCGGCGCCCUGGUGCCGCUCAGGUUCGGAGGAGAGCGAUCCGAAGUCGACUCUCGCCGCCACCGUGGACUGGGUGUACGACCCAGCACCGUAUAUGCUCGGUGAAUCCACUCCCAAUUGUGCGUCUUUCGCCCCCAUCUGGUUGCGAAGGGUAUUACGCGGUCGGGACGGUGGUGAUACUCGUCGCUAUCCGUGCACCUGA
This is a messenger RNA of Sparassis crispa, 297 nucleotides long. RefSeq lists its product as hypothetical. The transcript has a single exon. Bases 1 to 297 code for a protein of 98 amino acids. The record is from RefSeq and is a predicted model, not a curated record. Lineage: Eukaryota; Fungi; Basidiomycota; Agaricomycetes; Polyporales; Sparassidaceae.